AUGAAGGCGCUGGCAGAGGCAGGUGCAAACAUUCUUGAUGAAGCGGCUGGCCAGAAAAACACGGACUUUGAGGCAUUGAAGACGAUGGCUGCAUCGGAACAUUGGUCGAUCAUCGCCUCAGAGGUACAGUUUGGGAAGUGCUUGUCCACAACCAUCAAGAGUGCCGUCUACCUGGCCACAUGGCGUGGACUGAAGGUUGUGGCAAAGACUGUAAAGGAUGUCAGGGCUUCUGGCCUUAACACACGGCGCCAACAUCAAGAAAGCGAGUCUACUGUCCAGAUUGCGCGGGACGAACUUCUGCAUGAGAUCAGGACUCUGUCCACUCUGCGGCAUCCUGACUUGGUCCUUUUCCUUGGUGCCAGCCUGGACACUGAGACUUGCUUCUUCCUCACAGAGUACAUGGAGGGUGGAGAUGUGGAGACGUAUAUGCGAUCCAAUAGAGUCAAGACAAACACCAAGGAGUUCAAGCCACCAUACCAUGUUUCGCUGUCUUGGUUCCUUUCGACCGCCCGGGCGUUGGCGUUCUUGCAUGGCUGUGCCAGACCUAUCAUCCACCGAGAUUUGAAACCCUUGAAUCUGCUGCUGACAAAAGGAUUAGAUUUGAAGGUGACGGACUUUGGCUUGAGCAAAAUCAUGCGUCCGAAGCUCUUGGAUCGGUCUGGGACGGAUGCGUCACCUGCGCCACUCAUGUCUGGUGGCGUGGGCACGUAUCGGUACAUGGCUCCUGAAGUUGUACGAUACGAGCAAUACACGGACAGAAUAGACAUCUAUGCUUUUGCUCUCAUCAUGUACUACAUAGCUUCAGGACGGGCGUGUUGCAUGUGCUCAUUUUGCUGA
Messenger RNA from Symbiodinium pilosum, 837 nucleotides. The record is from the annotation of a GenBank genome assembly. NCBI's taxonomy places the organism in Eukaryota, Dinophyceae, Suessiales, Symbiodiniaceae.